This is a messenger RNA of Naegleria fowleri, 516 nucleotides long. RefSeq lists its product as uncharacterized. Lineage: Eukaryota; Heterolobosea; Eutetramitea; Acrasida; Naegleriidae. The record is from RefSeq and is a predicted model, not a curated record. The transcript has a single exon. Bases 1 to 516 code for a protein of 171 amino acids.
AUGGAUGCACAUGAUGAAAAUAUUCGACGAUGUCAAAUCGAUGAAUUGAUAGCGUUUAUUAGAGAGUGCACAUACAUUUCAUAUGCAAAAAGAAAACACACCAGUUCACAUCAACAUAAUUUGACAAAACAUAAUAUUGUUCUUGCUGGAGAUUUUAACAUUGACAGUUUAGUGGAUGUAGAAAUUUAUGAGUAUUUACUGAAUGAGCUCAACUCAAAAAUUUGUAAAAACUACAUCCAAGAAUGUGAAUUCAGAGACAUUUUUGGAAGCGACCUCACAAAACAUCCUAAAACUCACAAGAAUAUGUGUUUGGAUCACAUAAUAUAUACUGUUCCUUGCCAUUCUAACGACUUGAUUUUCAAUCCAUUUGCCACAAGAGGUCGCAACAAGUCUUCAAGAGAGCCAAACACUCACCCACAAACGUAUCAUAUUGUCGAUUGGAAUUGUGAUAUUGGCAACGAUGAAAAGUAUCCCAUAUCGGACCACUUUGGAAUUGCUGCUGACCUUCGAUUGUGA